This is a messenger RNA of Xiphias gladius (swordfish), 1367 nucleotides long. RefSeq names its product WD repeat domain 54 (gene wdr54). Gene Ontology annotation, cellular component: ciliary basal body; centriole. The record is from RefSeq and is a predicted model, not a curated record. Bases 168 to 1178 code for a protein of 336 amino acids. Gene Ontology annotation, biological process: cilium assembly. Gene Ontology annotation, molecular function: protein binding. Lineage: Eukaryota; Metazoa; Chordata; Actinopteri; Istiophoriformes; Xiphiidae. The transcript is spliced from 10 exons.
CUCUGCUUGUGUCCUUUGUCUACGGUUGCUGAGCAACCGAGCACGCAAAGGUGACGUAGUACGUAGAGGUGGUGUUGUCUCUAUGGCUGCCGAGGACGCGGAGACAAAUACCGGAUCACCCACUGCCAUUUCGACUACAAGCUGCGCUGUUAGGAUAAGACUGCUCGAUGUAUCACAAAGAAAAGAGCAUCCAGAUCAAAAACAGCGCGUCGGCGCUGUACAACAACCUCGGCGUCCUGCGCAUCGCCCCGCGGCGCCUCACCUAUUUCACGGUGGUCCACGCCAACGUGGUCAACAUGGUCAGCGCGUCCUGGGACGGCCUCAACUACUCCCACCGUCAGCUGCAGUCCAAGGAGCCCAAUGUCGCCACGAGCACAUCGCUCAUCAUGCAGGCUGCAUUUUGCGGUCUGCCCUCUCGUGAUCUGCUGGUGGUGACCUCUCAGAAAGGCAUCCAGAUGUAUGAAUCGGAUGGCUCCAUCAUGGUGUACUGGCAUGCACUGGAUACUCCAGAAACACCUACAGCUCAGGCCGUGUUUGCUCGAGGGAUAUCAGCAGUGUGGGAUAAUUAUAUAUGUGUGGGUAUUUCAUCUGGUGCAAUUCUCGUAUUUGACGUUCCCAGUAAAGGCAGUAAUAUAACCCUGUCUGAGGUCCUGGAAGAGCACAAGGAGUCGAUCACUGACAUGGCCUCUGAGUGCUCUGGCAGCCAGGAGUGCAUAGCAGAUCUGGUUAGUGCAGAUGAUGGGGGCAACUUGUGUGUGUGGAAGUCUGGGGAGGAAUUUCAGCUGCUUAACAAGAUCCCUGGCUUUGAUAUCAGCUGCUCGUCUGUCAAGUUGUGGAAAGGUACAGUGGUGGCAGGUUAUGGCACAGGCCAGAUCCGUCUCUAUGAGGCAGUGACAGGAAUUCUGCAUGCUGAGGUCAACGCUCAUGCUCGCUGGAUAUACUCACUAGACAUUGCUCCUUUUUCUGGACUGCUUCUGUCUGCUGCUGAGGACUCCCUAGUCAGGGUGUGGCAUCUGACUGUGACUCCAGAGACAAACAGUGUGGAGGUUGCCCAUUUGCACAAUGAGUGUGUGACAGACACACAAAUCUGUGGCGCGAAGUUCUGUGACGGUGAUGGUUACGCCUUUGCAGUGACAGGUUAUGACCUGAGUGAGAUUAUCCGCUACACACAGUUGUAGGACGUCGCCUUCAUCAAGGCUAAGCGUAGGAAUGUGAAUUUGGGUUGCAAUUCUGCAAGAACAAGGGUAUUUCACGUGACUUUUUCUGGGAGAAGCGUUGUUACGUUAGAAGGACAUUAGCAUAUAUCAAAAUAAUGCAAAAGUAAAGUGUUAAAGUUUAUAUAAAUAUUUUAAGCCCAAAUGUUUACA